AUGUCGUCCAAAAGACCUUUGUCUGAACUUGAAUUACAAAUGGAAAUUGAACGAAUAAUGAAUGGAGAAGAAAGUAAUUCAGAACUUUAUAGUGAUAGCGGAAGUGACUGGGAAGAAGAUAAUUUAGAAGUCGAUGAGUCUAUUUCAGAUGACGAUGAUGAUACCAAUUCGGAUGAGGAUGUUAGAACUGCACGCCAUGAUUCCCCAGUUUUUUCCACACAAGAGACUAGAAAUGUUCCCAUAGAUGUUGCUGAUGUACGUAGUUCAACAGUAGUACCACAAAACGUUGAACAAGAAACCGAUCAAAAUCUCCCAUUGUCUAAAAUACCCCGAAAGGAGAAGAGUAUAAUUUUGCCCAAUACAACUAAUCUCAAGGGAAAAAACGGACAUAAAUGGUCAGCUAAAUUACCGCUAAGAUCUAAAAGAACAGCUAGUCGAAAUAUAGUACAUUUUUUGGUAGGCAGUAAAGGAAAAGCUAAAGAGUGUUUAACAGUUGAGGAUCACUUCUUGCAUUUUAUUUCCAAUGAUAUAUUGAAUAUAAUUCUUCAACACACUAAUGAAGAAAUUACCAGACAAUCUGCGAAAUAUGCUAAAGCCGAAGCCUGGAUCUCACAUGUUUCUAAGGAGGAAAUAAUGGCAUUUUUUGCAGUGCUGCUACUCUCUGCCGUGAAAAAAGAUAAUCAUCUUCACGUCAAACGGAUGUUUGAUUCUGCUAUUUCGGGUUCAUUUUAUAAAAGUUGCAUGUGUUACGAACGUUUUAACUUUCUAGUUAAUUGUCUUAGAUUUGAUGAUAAAGAAAGUAGAGAAGCGAGAAAGCAAGAUGAUCCUUUUACACAUAUACGUAAAAUAUGGGAAAUAUUCAUCGACACCUGCAGAACGUCGUAUACGCCAUCGUCUUAUCUGACAAUAGACGAGCAACUUCUGGGCUUCCGCGGCAGGUGCCCUUUUAAAAUGUAUAUACCUACUAAGCCAGCUAAAUAUGGCAUAAAGAUAGUGAUGCUAUGUGAUUCUUCAUCAAAAUAUCUAGUUGACGCAUGUCCACACUUAGGAAAGGGAACGCAAACUGGAGGUUUAUCAGUAGCAAAUUAUUUUGUAAAAGAACUAACAAAGUCUGUUCACGGCAGCAAUCGAAAUAUCACGAUGGACAAUUGGUUCACUUCGGUUGACCUUGCUGAUGAACUACUACAAAAACCAUAUAAACUUACGAUGUUAGGAACAAUAAAAAAAAAUAAACGGGAGAUACCCCCACAACUAUUAGAAACGAAAGGAAGGAAUCCUAAAACUUCAAUGUUUUGUUUUGACCGAAACAAAACAUUGGUGUCUUACGAACCGAAAAAAAAUAAAAUCGUUUUAUUGCUAUCCACGAUGCAUGAUGGAGCGGAAAUUUCAGAAGAAAAUGGUAAACCAAUGAUGAUUCUUAAUUAUAAUGAAACCAAAGGAGGGGUCGAUACGUUUGAUCAGCUUUCUUCAAAUAUGAGUUGCAGUCGAAAAACCAGAAGAUGGCCGUUAUGUGUAUUUUACGGAAUGGUAAAUUCAGCCAGUAUUAAUUCAUAUAUAGUAUAUUGCUACAAUACAUUUAAGAGGGGCGAAAAACCUUUAUCACGGGAAGGAUUUAUGAUUGAAUUGGCCUAUCGCCUUGCAAAGCCGUGGAUGGAGCACAGAAUAAGCGUUCCAAGUUUACGUCGAAAUCUACGCCAAAACAUUUGCGAAAUACUCAAGGUAGAUGUGGUGGAUGAAAAUACGGUUCCUCAAGACAAAAAACGUACAAUUUGUUUUUACUGCCCGAGCAAAUUAAGGCGAAUGACCACCACCUAUUGUGUGCAGUGUAGAAAGGCAUUUUGUGGAACGCAUCGUGGAAAUUACUGCACCGAAUGCGCCUCGCAUUAA
Messenger RNA from Onthophagus taurus, 1887 nucleotides. NCBI's taxonomy places the organism in Eukaryota, Metazoa, Arthropoda, Insecta, Coleoptera, Scarabaeidae. The record is from RefSeq and is a predicted model, not a curated record.